Molecule: messenger RNA, 459 nt
Organism: Adineta steineri
Lineage: Eukaryota; Metazoa; Rotifera; Eurotatoria; Adinetida; Adinetidae
Source: the annotation of a GenBank genome assembly
AUGAUAGUUAAUCUUGUUUUGAUUUUUCUUACUAUUAACAAUAUUAUUCUUAAUGAUGCAGUCAAUAAUUCAACUGAUAAUAUUCCAUUUUUUGUUAUGAAACCACGUAUUAUUAUCAAUCAAACAUUACAUUCCUAUUGUAAAGAACAAUAUGAAUUCAAUACGCGACCAAUGUAUAUUGAUUUAAAUAUAUGGCCUUCGGGAUUUAUUUAUACAUAUAAUCCAUAUGAAAAAUUCGAUUUCAUUUAUGAUACAACAUAUGAAGAAUGUACUGUAGAAUUACGUGCCCCAAUUAAUGAUCAAAUUCGAUUGAUUUUUUAUUCAGCUGAUAAAAAUAAUUCAAUUGAUUAUGAUGAGGAAUAUGAUACGUCUCAAUCUAAAUCACCAUGUUUAAGAAUUAGAGAUGUAAUUUAUAUAUAUUUAUAUCAAUUUAAGAUUUUUAUUUUUCUAUUUAUUUAG